Molecule: messenger RNA, 1889 nt
Organism: Rhea pennata
Lineage: Eukaryota; Metazoa; Chordata; Aves; Rheiformes; Rheidae
Product: GTPase IMAP family member 8-like
Exons: 5
Coding region: 20-1660 (546 amino acids)
Molecular function (GO): GTP binding
Source: RefSeq, a predicted model, not a curated record
CCAGUGUAGGGCUACGAAGAUGAUCAGAGGACUGGAACAUCUGUCCUAUGAGGAACAUCUGCGAGAGCUGGGCCUGUUUAGCCUGGGGAAGAGAAGCCUGAGGGGGGAUCUUAUCAAUGUCUAUGCUGUCCUCCUCAGGCAAAGGAAAGAUGACUGCAAGCAGGAAUUGACACAGGACACUAUCAAAUCAGCUUUCCACCUAACUGGACUCAUUAUGGCAGAAGGAAUGCCCUCAGGGCCUGAGCUGAGAAUCCUGCUUGUGGGUAAAACUGGCAGUGGGAAAAGUGCGACGGGAAACACCAUCCUUGGUUAUAGUGCUUUCCCUUCCAAAGUAGCAGCGCACUCUGUAACAAAGGACUACAGCAGAGCUGAGGGAGAUUUCAAGGGAAGAAAAGUUAUUGUUUUUGACACUCCUGGCCUUUUUGACUCCAAGAAAUCUAAUGAAGCCACCGCCAAGGAGAUUAAAAAGGCAGUUCACUCCCUCUCCUCAGGGGUCCACGCCAUUCUUCUGGUGGUGCAGCUGGGCCGAAUCAGUAAAGAAGAGAUAGAAGUAGCAGAAUACGUAACAAAAAUUCUGCAUACUGAAGCACAGCGUUACACAGUCCUCGUAUUCACCCGAGCAGAAGAGCUUCAGAAGCCAGAAGAUAUCAAGAGUUUCGUAGAAAGCAGUGAGUUUCUUAAUGGGCUGUCAGCAAAAUGUGGAUGCCGGUACACUGCUUUCAACAACAGGGCAGAAGGAGAGCUAAAGGAUAAGCAGGUUUCAACGUUGAUUACUAUGAUCGAUACCAUGGUAGAGGGUAACUGUAUCGCUCCGUGCUACACACCAGAAAUGCUGGAGAAAGACGCACGGUCGUUCUUUGGAAACUCCCCUGCUCCCAGGAGCGGCUGCUCGGAGAUGAGACUCCUCCUGGUCGGGAAGAGUGGGGGCGGGAAGAGCGCCACAGGAAACACCAUCCUCGGAGAACAAGUAUUCGAGUCCAAGCUUGCAGUCAGAACAGUGACGGAAAGCUGUGCAAAGGCACAAAGGCACCGAGAUGACGGGGACAUCACAGUGAUUGACACAGCCAACAUUUUUAAUCCAACGUCUGUCAGCAGUGAGUUGUACAGAGAAAUUAUUCGCUGUGUCGAGCUGUCCUCCCCGGGACCCCAUGCGGUGCUGCUGGUGACACAGCUGGGUCGAUUCACUGAGGAGGACAAGGAGGCCGUGCAGAGAGUGCAGGACAUCUUUGGAGCUGAUGUUUUGAGGCACACGAUCGUCUUAUUCACGCGGGUGGAAGAUUUGGUGGGGGGAUCGCUGCAUGAUUAUGUGCGAUAUUCGGACAACGAUGCUCUCCAGGACUUGAUUAUGAAGUGUGGGAACAGGUACUGCGGUUUCAGUAACACGGCCACAGGUGCCAGACGGGAUGAACAGGUUGCUGAGCUGAUGGGGAUGAUCCGCAGCAUGGUGCAGGAGAACGGAGGCAGGUACUUCUACAACGAGAUGUACCUGGAGCCCUACUUAACUGAGGAGAAAGUGGAAUAUCAUAUUCAGCAGUACAGAGCAGCCAGGAAAAUGAAGGAACAACCUAGGUCUGUGACAUACAGGAUCAUUUUCCUGGGUGCUGGGAUAAUUCUCCUUGUUAUUGCUGUGAUUUUCAUUAUUUUCCUUGUUAGAAGUUAAUAUCAAAUCACGCAAUCACAGAGUGGUUGGCAGGGGCCUCUGGAGACCAUCUGGUCCAACACAGCAGGUUUCACAGGGCCGUGGCCUGUCAGGUUUUAAGUAUCUUCAAGGAUGGAGCCUCUACAACCCCUCUGGGCAACCUGUCCCAGUGUUCAAGUGCCCCUACAAUAAAAUAAAAAUAAAAUAAAAUAAAAUAAAAUAAAUAAAAUAAAAAUUUCCUUAAGUUUAA